AUCUGUGAAAUGUGGUGGUUGGACUAGAUGACCUCUUAAGAUCCUUCCAGUUCUAAAUCAGUGAUCUUAAAUUGUAACGGCAGGGAUUCAGAUGAAAGUCUGACUCCCAAUCUAGUGCUCUUGCCACCACUCCUCAUAAUAGCAUUGAAUUUUAGGAUAGAAUUCCUAUGAUAUUGCCAUUGGGAAUAUCAUUCCAUUCAAAUGAAAUUUCCAAAGAACUUGACUACUCCCCACCAGAGGGUUUGCAUCUAAGAGUCAAGACACCAAAGGGUGUAUGCAAUUAAAUAAUUUUAAGGAAUGCUGCCCACAUGUGUGAGCAGGUAGAGGGGAAGAGACUCCUCACCUAGGGAAGUGGCAUUCAGAGCAAUCCUGCAGGGGCUGUUGACCCAGCCUCUCCCUGCCUUCCAGGAAGUGCCUGCUGCAUUGAUGGUGAAGGCCAGUCCUGGCCAGUGGGUGCUAUCUCCCCAUAGGUGAAGGAAGUUUCUUGGGCUGCUUGUGACCCAGGUUACCCUUGGCCAUGCAGAAUAAGCCCCACUCCACUGGAGCACCAACCCAGGAGGCCUUUCUCUGAAGAAGAGGGAUAGCCUCUGUCCCUGGAGUAAAUGUCCUGGGGUCAGCUCCUCCAGGCCCCACGUGUGACCACACUGUGAGAGAAUCCCCCCAUCUAGUGUCCUGUGUUCUCAGGAAUUCCCUAAGAUGUGGCAUUCCUCUAGAGUAGAAGCUGUUUGUUAUCUUGGAACCAGGUUCCCAGACACUGACAUUUGCUCCUAAAGUCAGAUGGGAAUAUGAGUGGGAUGGGGGAGGGGGGUUGUCCUUUCUCCCAGGCCCUAUUCAUUCCCCUCAGACCUUAUUUGCCUUCAUUGCUUAUACUGACCAUCAUCUAUAGUCAUUGUGAUUUGGUUCAGAGCAGAAUGUUCUAGAUCAGUAGCUGUGUGUCUGUUUUCUUUGAAAUUGAAAUCCUGCAGUAAAGGGACUUUGUUCUAUUGAAUAGUACCUGUUUUAUCUAAAUUAAAAGAAAUACCCUGCCCAGGGAAGCCAUUGCCCCUGCCUGGAUAGAAGUAAGUUCAUGGUAAAAGAAUGGGGCUCUGGAAUAGGAUUCAAAACAUGGGGCAGUUGCUAUUAUUUAGCAUUUAUUAAGCACCCACAGAGUACCCACAUGCUCAAAGAAAGCACAGGCCUAGUUUUCAAGUCUUAUAUGCUAAAAUUAGACAGAAGAGAGACCUGCCCCUUUUCUCCCCCGACCCCACAUACCAAGUAAAACUGGAGAAGGAGAGGCUGUGAGAAGGAGAGACAGACACAAAGGAAAAGUUAGGGUAAAGAAGGAGUUAUUUUAAUUUUCCAUUUAUCUGGGCUUCUUCCAAAUAGAAUGAAGCUAAAAGAUAGCUCUCCUGGGGUUGCUGCUUAUCUCCUCCACCUAAGAGUUUGGUGACAGAUACUGCCCCAGUUAGGAGGCCUUACUCAGUCAUGCCACCAUUUCACCCUCUGUCUCUUUCUCUCUGUUUCUCCCCCCACCUGUCUUUCUGUCUGUCUCUGACUCUUCCCCCCUCCACCUGUCUCUGUCUCUUUCUCUCUCUCUGUCCCCACCUUUCCCCCCUUCUCUCACUCUCUCACACCCUUGAUGGCCACUGAGCCCUUGCUGUGACUAUAACAAAUAGAACAAACCUCUUCCUCCAUGAUCUCAAGAUAGAUGAGUUUCUACCAAAUAAUAAAUAAAUAAAUAAAUCAGAUUUGGUUUUCAGUUCCAUUAUUGGCUUGUUGGUCUCUUUAGAGUAAGUUACUUAUUUUUCAGUGGCUCAGUUUCCCCAUCCAUAAACCUUAAAGAGUGCUGUGUCAUCUCUUCAGCUGAACAGGUUAGCAAAAUGCUUUGAGUUUCUCAGAAGAAAGGCAUUUCAAAGGACUACCAAGCAUUAUUAUAUAACAUAAAGAAGUCAGGAUUGAAAUGAGUCAGCAGAGGACAUCAAACAAGCAUGGAUGCUGGAUAUUAAUAAAUAGUAUUAAUACAUGCAGGGUCUAUGACUCAACCUGCCCAUUAUACUCAGCAUGGGGCAGACCUCACCAAAGUACUAUAUGCAGUCUGUAGUUCAUUAAGACAGAUUUGGAAAAUUUGGCAAAGAUUCUUAAAGAACUCCCUCGUCCCUCCCACCCUCAUUCCUUGCCCUCCUACAUGCAAAGAAUUUAAAGGUUGAACAGGGAUACCUAUAUACAGGGUACAAGAAACUAUAAUUACUCAAUCUGUCAGAAAAAUUACUUUGGUAACAAUUGAAGUAUAUGAAGUAGUUCCUGGACCAGUUUUUUUUAAACUUUCUUGAGUAUCAUUUUCCUCAUGUAAAAUAAGAACUAAAUAAUCUCUUAAUCACCUCCAGCUCAUACAUCCUAUUAUUCUGUAGUUUUCAGCACACAAAAAGGUAAAUAACUAGUUUUUAUUCUACUGUUAAUAGCUUAAGAGGAAUAGAGGUUAAAUUGCAGCAAAGUAUAGGGUUAACUUAACUCCAAGGACGAGUACCCAAUAUGGCGUUGGGACGCCGAAAGAGGUUACACUGUCUCCUUUGCUGAGCCUUUUUUUUUUUAAUGGAGUAGGUACUUCGUGAAAUCAUUGGUCAAAUGUCCUGCACUGCCCAGCUUGUGUACUGUGGAGUGCUUGUGUUCUGCAUGAUGUGAACAUCAGUUCCCAUGGAUUAAAUUAUCAUCUCUGUGCAGAUACUUUCCAUAACUAUAUCCAGGUCUAGUCUCCCUUCUGAGCUCCAUCUCCACAUGAGCAGCUUCUAUUUCAAGUCUGCCAUUUCAUAAGUACCUCAAACUCAACAUGUCUUAAACAGAGCCCAUUAUUUUUCCUCCCAAACCCUCUCUGCUUCCACACUUCUCUGUUUCUCUCCAGGCCACCACCCUUCCACUUAGCUAGGAAUCCUUCUUAGCCCUUCCUCUUGCCAAUCAUUCCCCUUCAAUCUGCCAUGCAGUACUCGCUCUCUUCCCCUCUUGGGUUUUAGGAUCCCUUGUUUCCUUCAGACCAAAUCUUAAUCUCCUGUGGGAAGCCUUUCCUGAUCUUUCCAACUACUCGUGUCUGCCCCCUCCCCCAAAUUACUUUGCAAAUUUACUUGGUUUGUCUUUUGUAUAUUCUCAUAUGCCUUUGUGUCUCUUUCCCUCUAUAACUGGGACAACUCAAACGGUUCAUGUCAGUCUGGCAAAGGCUUUGGAUCCCUUCUCCAAAUAAUGUUUUUCAAUGCACAAAAUGAAGUACUUAGGAUUAUAAAAGAAACAUUAUAAUGAAACAUAGUUAUCAAAAUGUUAUAAAAAAUAAGGUCAUGGACCCCAGAUUAAGAACCCCUACUCUACUAAGUGUCAGCUUCUUGAAAGCAGGUCCAGAGAGAUAUGAUGAAAAAGUCACACAGCUGUAUAGUGGAGACAGGAUUAGAACCCAGAACUUGCUUCAUCUGGAAUAAUUUCACUGUGAUAUUCUCUGAAGGGAGGGGGUGACCUUUUAAAGCCUCUUCUGGCCCUAAUAUAAUUUUGAUCUGAUGAUGUCUUUUAUCACUUGGGGAAAACCACCAACUAAUCCUCAAAACAAUUAGGAUUUCUUCUUUGAAGGCUUAUUUAAGAAACCUUGCCUUAGAUUAGGGUCAAAUGAAAUUUCACUUUUCUAAUAGGCAGCAUGUUUAGUCAGGGAUGCCUGGGAUCAAAUUCUGCCUCAAUUAUAAGUAAAUUAGGUGGGGGCAGCUGGAUGGCUCAGUGGAUUAAGAGCUAGACCUAGAGUUAGGAGGUCUUGGGUUCAAAUCUGACCGCAGACACUUCCUAGUUGGGUGAUCCUGGACAAGUCACUUGACCCCCCCCAUUGCCGCUCUUCUGCCUUGGAACCAUUACACAAUAUUAAUUCUAAUACAGAAGGUAAGGGUUGAAAAAAAAGCAAAUUAGGUGAACAUAAAGUAGUAUACCUGUCAGAUCUAUGGGGAAGGGAAGAAUUUAAGACCAAGCAAAGGAUAGAGAACAUUGCAAGAUGUAAAAUAAAUAAUUUUGAUUAUGCUAAAUCAAAUUCUGCCUCAAAUACUUACUAGCUGUGUGACUUCUAAGCCACAUAUUCUUCAAUUGUAAAAUGAAGGGAUUGUUCUCAUUGACCUCUAUGAUGCUAUGAUCUUUUGAGGUGACAUAUAUGAAAACAAGAUACCUAUACAAGUGUCAGGUAAUGUCAUUAUUAAGUUGAAAUCUAUCCCACUUUUCCACUCUUUCAAAGUUAUCUGCCACCAGAAGGGUCAUGUGAUGAAUCUAGUGUCAGGGAUCAAAUGAAGGAGUACCUUUAAUUUGGGGGGAGGGGGAGGUUUUUUUUUAAUUAGAGGAGGAAUUCAAAUUAGAAUUAAUUAAUAUUCUAAAAAAUUACCAAUUUAGACACAAUAGGAAAAUCAUAAAGAAUUUCUAAACAAAUACCAAUAGAUUUCCUACAUUAGAAAACAAAAUUGCAUAAAAUAGAAUGCAGAUAGAAAUAGAGGCUUAGAAAGACCUACAUGAACUGACAGCAAUAUUGUGGAAUGGUCAAAUGUGAAAGAUUUAGCUAUUAUCUGCAUUAUAAGGAUCCAGGACCACUUUGAGAAACUUAUGAGCAAGAAUGCCCUCUACCUCCAGAAAAAGAACUGUUGGAGAUUGAAUGCAAAUGAAAGCACACAUUUUUUCACUUGUUUACUUGGGUAUAUGUUUAAGAGUUUUGGUUUUUUAAGAUUAUUCACUUAUAAAAAUGAACACUAUGGAAAUAUGUUUUGCGUGAUAAGUUUGUGUGGUAAAAGUUUGCGUGAAAAGUUCAAAUUGCUUGCCAGCUCUGGGAGAAGGAGGGAAGAAGACAAUUUGGAUCAUAUAACUUUGGUAAACUUAUGUGGAAAUUUGUUAUGGCACAUAAUUAGUGAAAUAAAAUUUAAAAAUAAAUAAAAAGAAAGUUCAAAAAAGAAAAAAUAAUAAAGCUUUAUAUUUCUAAUCCAAAAAGAAAAAAGAAAUCAAGGCUUGGAGGUAGGGGGAUUACAGAAUUAGCCAAAGACCUAGAAAACACAGGUUUAAGAGACAUGGCACAAAAAUCGCAGGGGGAGCACCUUUAAUUUUGCCAUUAGACAUUGCAUUGAUGUUUAAGACCCCUACUAGGUAGGCCUACUCUCUGAACUCCAUUUCAGAGAAAGCAGUAAUAUAUUCUUUUUCAGUAACACAUUCCACUAUUGGGUAGAGACAAAUUGCUAUACCCGUUCUUUCUCAGGUUAAUCAUAUCCCUUGGUUGGGUGGGUUGAAAGGGAGCUACAAAAAUCCCUAAGUAACCACUUCAGCUGUGAUAUCUACUCAAGACAGAAGGAACCCCCAGCAAGCUUACCAGCCAUACAAGAGCCAAGGUGGCAAAUUCCUUGUGACUUGAAAUAAAUCCAAGCACAGUGACAAAGGGCUUUGGCCAUGGAAUUCUCAAGAGUCAUGAUAUAUCCAGGCUCUGGGAGACUUGCCUAUGAUGAUUUAAAAGAUACAAAGAUUUUACCUGAAGAGGAAUGAUUCAAGAGUAAUUACAUGUGCCAAAAGAAGCUCAUAAUCGAGCAGGUCCAAAGUUUGGAUUUUUUACAGCCUCGUAAGAAAGACGCUUGCAAGAGGGGAUAUCACAGCGUUUCCAGUCUCAGAGAAAAAUAUGGAAUGUGUUUUACUGCUGACUGAACACAACCAAACAAACUGUACAGACAAUAGUUUGAGAACCAGCAGUUAGCAGUUUGCUCAGGCUCUUACACUCUCCAGCACUUUCCAGAGCAAAAUCUCUGUUUACAAGAACUCUACCUUACAAGGUUUUUACAAAACCUCAAGCGUGGUUUAUUUAAGUAUUUCUACAAAAGGAAGUCUCCUGCAGUCUACUUGCAAAAAUGGCUAUGGAUGAUUACUUGUGGAUGGUCAUUCUGGGCUUUAUCAUAGCCUUUAUCUUGGCAUUUUCUGUUGGUGCAAAUGAUGUGGCCAAUUCCUUUGGCACAGCCGUGGGCUCUGGUGUGGUGACCCUGAGGCAAGCUUGCAUUUUGGCAUCAAUAUUUGAAACCACGGGCUCGGUAUUGUUAGGAGCAAAAGUGGGAGAGACUAUUCGAAAAGGUAUCAUUGACGUGAACCUAUACAAUGAGACAGUGGAGACGCUGAUGGCCGGGGAAGUUAGCGCCAUGGUUGGUUCUGCUGUUUGGCAGCUGAUAGCAUCAUUCUUGAGACUUCCAAUCUCAGGAACUCAUUGCAUUGUGGGUUCUACCAUAGGAUUUUCACUUGUUGCAAUUGGCACAAAAGGUGUACAGUGGAUGGAGCUUGUCAAGAUUGUUGCUUCUUGGUUUAUAUCUCCACUGUUGUCUGGUUUCAUGUCUGGCGUGCUGUUUGUGCUGAUCAGAAUUUUCAUCCUAAAAAAGGAGGACCCAGUCCCCAAUGGUCUCCGUGCACUUCCACUGUUCUAUGCUGCUACCAUAGCAAUUAAUGUCUUUUCCAUCAUGUACACAGGGGCACCAGUAUUGGGUUUGAGUCUUCCAAUGUGGGCUAUAGCUCUCAUUUCAUUUGGCGUUGCUAUUGUAUUUGCUAUUUUUGUGUGGUUGGUUGUCUGUCCAUGGAUGAAGAGAAAAAUAGCAGGAAAAUUAAAGAAAGAGGGUGCCCUAUCAAGAAUAUCUAAUGAAAGUCUCCAUAAAAUCCAAGAAACGGAGUCCCCAGUAUUUAAGGAGCUCCCAGGUGCCAAGGCAAAUGAUGAUACCACCAUUCCCCUCACCGGUUCAGCCCCCGAAGCCCCUGGAGGGUCAGAGAGCACCGUAAAUGGAAGCCACUCACGUGUCCCCUAUGGAAGGGCCCUUUCCAUGACGCACGGUUCAGUGAAGUCCCCGGUGUCCAACGGCACUUUCGGUUUUGACAGCCAGAUGAGAAGCGACGGCCAUGUCUAUCACACCGUGCACAAAGACUCGGGCCUCUAUAAGGACUUGCUACACAAAAUCCAUCUUGACCGGGGGCCUGACGAGAAGCCCUUGCAAGAGAGCAAUUACAAGCUGCUCCGGCGCAACAACAGCUACACCUGCUACACGGCGGCCAUCUGCGGGAUGCCUGUGCACUCGGCCUUUAAGGCGGCUGAAGCGUCCUCGGCGCCCGAAGACAGCGAGAAGCUGGUGAGCGACGCCGUCUCCUACUCCAAGAAGAGGCUUCGCUAUGACAGCUACUCCAGCUACUGCAACGCUGUGGCCGAGGCUGAGAUAGAGGCAGAGGAAGGUGGUGUGGAGAUGAGGCUGGCAUCUGAGCUAGGCGACCCUGGCCAGCCUAUGGAGGACCCCGGGGAAGAGGAGAAGGAGGAGAAGGACACGGCUGAGGUGCACCUCCUCUUCCACUUCCUGCAGGUCCUCACCGCCUGCUUCGGCUCCUUUGCGCAUGGCGGCAACGACGUGAGUAAUGCGAUUGGCCCUCUGGUAGCUUUGUGGCUUAUUUACCAACACAAAGGAGUAAUGCAGGAAGCAGCUACUCCUGUCUGGUUGCUGUUUUAUGGAGGAGUCGGUAUUUGUGCAGGUCUCUGGGUUUGGGGGAGAAGAGUUAUCCAGACGAUGGGGAAAGACCUCACACCUAUCACACCAUCCAGUGGUUUUUGCAUUGAAGUAAUGUCUGCGCUAACCGUGAUAGUAGCCUCAAAUGGGGGCAUUCCAAUCAGCUCCACCCACUGCAAGGUUGGCUCAGUGGUAGCAGUGGGCUGGAUCCGUUCCCGAAAGGCCGUCGACUGGCAUCUCUUCCGGAACAUCUUCGUGGCCUGGUUUGUGACUGUCCCGGUGGCCGGCUUAUUCAGCGCCGCCGUGAUGGCCAUCCUGAUGUACGGCAUCCUGCCGUACGUGUGAUGUGGCUCCAGAGAUCAAUAGAUUUAUCCAUAAAGGGAGAGCCCGAUGUGUGUCUGGGUGUGACAUGGUGUGACUGGCUCUUCAAGGCACACCCAUGGAACACACAUCUACAGCACGCACAUAUAUGCUCACUAAGCCACCAGCUUCACGAGACGGGGACCCCACUCCCCACACAGUCCACCCGAGCGCCAGGAUCCCAGCUUCCAUCGUCUAACUUAACUACUGUCCAUAACAACGUGUACCCAAUUGGUGACAUAACAUGUGAUGCUGUUACUUAUAUAUUAAAUAUAUACUAUAUACAUAGAGUAGGAAGCACUACUGCAAAUAUAUUCAAAGUUGGGGUGGAGAGAAUUGCCUAGAAUUAUCCAAUAAAUCUUUGUAUAUAAUUAUUUCAGUGGCGGUUUCUAAAGGCCUUUUAAAGGCAACUGUAGAUUGGGAAAUGCUUUUUUUUUUCAUUUGCUAUUCUGUAAGAUAAAUGAGGUACAGGCUAUAUAACAAAUUUGGAAACACUGUAUGUAGGUCUGUAAUGGUCUCUGUGCUAUGGAAAUAAUACUGGAACAAAAGUUCACAAGUGCUUUCAUGAAAUAAUUUGUCCAUACUGUAUUGAUUAUUGUGUAAUAUAUUGUAAUUGCUUUUGUAAAUACUUAAAACUGUAACUUUUUAAUGGUGCAUUUCCCUUAUACAUUUUGGAUCAGAAAGUUUUAGAAAGUACCAAAGAAGCAGGGGAGUAUUUUGCCAGUAUUACAUUUUCACACUAUAUUUAUCUCCUCCUUCCUUGUCUCCACUGUUAAACUGAGAUGUGGCAAGACCGAUCACAUUUGAACCUGCUCCAGGGUAGUUUUUUAUGAUUGAUAUAACCAUCAUUCCCAUGAAGCACCUGCGAUCUCGCCCCCCCCCCCUUCUCUCCUUCCCUCCCUCCUUUCCUACAUCCCACGAAUCAGGGAGGUCUGGAGUGUACUAGAAUGCUGCGAUUCAUUACAGAGAACACCCAGACUUAAGGAAACGUGAUCAAAUGGUGUAGUGUCAGGUCUGCACAUCGAAUGAUCCCCUCCUUCUCCCUAUCCCUGUCACCUCAUCAAAGAAACUCCAGUCACAGACUGAAAUGUGUUAUGAAUUCUGUGAUGGGACAUCAUGGAGCUAUUCACUUACAAUUCAAGAAAGAAAUUCUGGGUUUGAUUUAGCUGACUGAAAUGGUCGCUGAUCAGAAAGUCCAUCCAGUUAGUGCUCGUAAUUGGGGGGUGGAGCUGAGGGUGCCAGCACUCUCGCCUGGCCCUUUGGCUGUUGUUUUUUGUUGGAGGGAGGGAGAAAGCUCCACUAAUGUUUAGGAGCCUGAGACUAUUGAAAUGCUGCUAAAAUUUUGAUAUUGACAGACAUUUUAUUGGUACUUCAUUGUGAUUUUUUCAUUAAUCAGCCAUAUUAAAUUUAUAAUAAAAAUGUCCCCUGAAA
Messenger RNA from Monodelphis domestica (gray short-tailed opossum), 9266 nucleotides. It is a transcript of the gene SLC20A2, whose product is annotated as solute carrier family 20 member 2. Gene Ontology annotation, molecular function: phosphate transmembrane transporter activity. Gene Ontology annotation, cellular component: membrane. Gene Ontology annotation, biological process: phosphate ion transmembrane transport. NCBI's taxonomy places the organism in Eukaryota, Metazoa, Chordata, Mammalia, Didelphimorphia, Didelphidae. The record is from RefSeq and is a predicted model, not a curated record.